Empidonax traillii (willow flycatcher) is the source of this 454-nucleotide messenger RNA. Its product is annotated as meiotic recombination protein REC8 homolog. The transcript is spliced from 5 exons. The annotation marks the transcript as partial. Lineage: Eukaryota; Metazoa; Chordata; Aves; Passeriformes; Tyrannidae. The record is from RefSeq and is a predicted model, not a curated record.
GUCUUCGCCCCCCGGAGGAGCCCGCCCUGCCCCCUCCCGUUCCGGAGGUCCCGGUGCGUCGCCGCGUCCCCCGUCGUCGCCCUCCACCCAUUGUGGACCCCCUGCCCCACAUCCCCACCAAGCUCUUCCGGGCGCAGCUGCUCCAGCCCUAUGCCCACUGUCAGCCCCCGGUGCUGCUGGAGCCACCCCACAGGUUCCGCCGCCCUCCAAGUGAGCUCCUGAAUGCCCCGACUCACGAUUGGCUGCCCCCCGAGCUGUGGGAGCUGUGGAGCCGCUGUGCCCAGCGUCCUGCCGUGCCCGUGGCCCCACCCCCGGAGCUGCCCAGCGACAUGGAGGUGCUUCGGGAGGCCCUGGAGCCAAGUCUGCCCCCCCUGCUCUCAGAACUGUCCCUGGAGCCCCUGGAGGAGGAGCCACUGGAGAGACGGUGAGUGGGGCGUGGCUGGGGCAGGGGUGU